Monomorium pharaonis (pharaoh ant) is the source of this 882-nucleotide messenger RNA. RefSeq lists its product as uncharacterized. The transcript has 3 exons. NCBI's taxonomy places the organism in Eukaryota, Metazoa, Arthropoda, Insecta, Hymenoptera, Formicidae. The coding region runs from base 1 to 882 and encodes 293 amino acids. Gene Ontology annotation, biological process: regulation of transcription by RNA polymerase II. The record is from RefSeq and is a predicted model, not a curated record. Gene Ontology annotation, cellular component: transcription regulator complex; nucleus.
AUGGCACCGAAGAAUUUUAAUAACGAAUUAGAUUUCUACCUUGUUGAGGAAGUUGAACGACGCCCGAUGCUUUGGGACUGCACAUUAGAUGUUUAUAGAAGAAACGACUUGAAGAAAAAUGCUUGGGAACAAAUCGCGACGGCUUUGGGGCCCAACUUUACCAGCGAUUCUGUCGCAGAUAGAUGGAAAAAUAUUAAACAAACUUUUAUGAGUAACCAUAAAAAAGUCAGGGAGUCCAAAAACAAGUGCAGUGGAGCGGACGGGGACGGCAUUUAUGCACCCAAGUGGCACUUAUACAAUAAGCUUCUCUUUCUUGAAAAAGCCUGUGUUCAGGCAGAAUCCUCGUCAAAUCUGGAACCAGCAGUCUGGAAUGAGAGGGCUACGAAUACAGAAUCGAUGGUAUCUAUCUACUUUGAUGAAAAUCUGCAGCGGUUUUCAAUGAUCCCUGCUGAUGAUCCGGACAAUGAUUUGCAAGCUGUGGGUGAGGAUGCUGCAACAAUUGUAUCUAAUCCUACACCAUCAAUUUCUCCGGUUACCAAUUCCUCUUUUACAUCUUCAUCUUUGACGAGUCCUCCACCUACGUCCCAUUCAAGCGCCAACAGUCCUCGACUUUUGACUUCAUCUGUGAUUGUCCCUCCUCCUCGCCCAGCAUCUGCCCCUUGCAACAAUUUGUACGAAAACAGAGGAACCAAACGAAAGUCAACUGCCAUCAUGGAGGAAGCAAUUAAUCUAAUGCAAAAAGUCAGUCAGCCACUGCCUCCUCCUCCACAAGAUGAUGCGGACAUUUUUGGCAAUCUCGUUGCAACUCGUCUUCGAGGUUUAAAACAAGAAAAACGAAAAGAAUGUGAAAAUGAGAUUUUGAUAGUUCUUACUAGAUAUUAA